UUCAAUACCAUUUUCGUAGCAGAGGGACACUUUUGUUACAAAACGUAUAAUGAUACCAGCAUUCGUAAAAGGGAAGCAACGUUUUCACUGAGCUUGAAAACUACUCGUGGCACAACCAACUCAAAAGGAAUUGAUAAUAAAUAAGAUCUUGACCAAGAGUCUCCUUGAGGCAGAGAACACAAACAGGAACAAAUGUCGACCGCCAUGCUGUCGUCUGGUUGCUGAGGAAGGACAUCGAAAUUUUCGAAUGGUCGGAUAGGGCAGAGAGACCAUGUUUAUUACAGUGUUAUACGGAGAUAACAGACAGCAAAUUUUCAACCCAAACUGCUUGGUGAAGAUAUUGCUACAUCACAUUAAAGAGAGGUGUCAUUUAGACAAAAAUGAUGUAGUCGAGUUAUCUGACGACCAGGGUGCGGUAAAGAAUCUUCACACCAACCUCACGGAAUACGGCACUGAAUUCCUCAGCGACAGGGAGCAGUUAAUACUAUUACGAGUGGAAAAGGACGCUGAGGGUGAAGAGGACAGACCUUUGUAUAUUCCACUUUUGGACGGUCUGGAAGAGGAUGAAGAAUUUAUAAGAAAACUGAAUCCUAACCCCGAGCCCCCCAGUACAGCCCCAAAAGGCAAACGUCUCUCCAAACACAGGGGGUCAGUGGUGGAUACAGAUGGAUAUAAGGGGAAGAAAAAUAAACAGCCUGCUAAAAAGACAACUCCUAGAACUAACUCUGCUGGGAAAAGAGGGUCAAUCAAUUAAACUGAAAUGCAAUGAAGAAUGUUUCUGAUGGUUUGAAAUGGAGCAUAAUAUUUGUAUUGAUAUAUAUUUUAGAUCGAUUAGAAACUGCUGAUGAUAAGGACAAAAAAGAAAGGUUUAUUACCCCCAACAACACGCCCCUCACACCUUGAAACUAGAAAAGAAAAGGUGUGAACUACGGGCCAGUUUUACGAAGCUCUCAUAAUAAAUACAGUUUAGCAUCUCACACUGUGACUUCUUUCCUCACAGUAUGUUCCACUUGCAGUCUGGCAUUAACCACAAUGAAGUAAUAAUUUCCAUGCUGAUCCAGUAGGAAUUCCACAGUGCCAGCAUUCUCAUAACCCACAUAUUGAGCCAGUUUUACAGCAUCUGCAAUCAUCCGGUUACAGACCUCACUCUUAAGCCAUGGAGCUGGGGCGGUCUCCAUGACUCAAUUCUUAUAAUGCUUCUUCAUCGAUGACAAGAUAAAAAUGAUGGUUAAAAAUGUUAAUGAUUUAGGACAAAUAUAAUUCUGAAGAAUUACUGAAAAAAAUCCCAUACCACAUAAAUAUGUAAUCACAUUUUUAUAUUUAUAAACUU
Lingula anatina is the source of this 1330-nucleotide messenger RNA. RefSeq lists its product as uncharacterized. The record is from RefSeq and is a predicted model, not a curated record. Lineage: Eukaryota; Metazoa; Brachiopoda; Lingulata; Lingulida; Lingulidae.